Messenger RNA from Haliaeetus leucocephalus (bald eagle), 672 nucleotides. It is a transcript of the gene TM4SF18, whose product is annotated as transmembrane 4 L six family member 18. The transcript is spliced from 5 exons. The coding region runs from base 1 to 672 and encodes 223 amino acids. Gene Ontology annotation, cellular component: membrane. The record is from RefSeq and is a predicted model, not a curated record. Lineage: Eukaryota; Metazoa; Chordata; Aves; Accipitriformes; Accipitridae.
AUGGCUUUAGAGACAUGUGGAAGCUGUUUGAGCUGUCUGCUGAUACCUCUUGCACUUUGGAGUAUUGUUGUUAACAUCCUAUUAUACUUCCCUAAUGGGAAAGCUUCACAUGCUGCCAGCUACCAGCUUCCAAACUACGUGUGGUAUUUUGAAGGGAUCUGUUUCUCAGGUGUGAUGAUCCUUCUGUUGGCAGUGAUUCUAAUAACACUGGAGUGUAGCAUGUUCUAUCGGUGCUGUCAGAGUGAAAGCUGUAACAAAACCUACCGGAGUUUUAUUUCAAUUGUGUUAGCCCUGCUUGGAGUUGCUUUCUCUGGAUACAGUUGCAUCAUUUUUACCUUGGGGCUGAUCCAAGGCCCCUUCUGCAAUUCAUCAGGUGGAUGGGAUUAUAUCUUCAAAGACACUGCUGGAGGGUACCUCACAGAUUACCCUGCUUGGUCUCAGUGCACGGAACCUGUUAACAUAGUAGAGUGGAACAUUAUUUUACUCUCUAUUCUGAUAGCUCUUAGUGGACUGCAGCUGAUCAUCUGUUUUCUCAAAGUGGCUGCUGAGUUGAAACGGACACUCUGUGGGACCUAUUCUGUUUUUGUCCAGCUUGUUCUGACAAUAGGGAGGUUUGAAUACCAUGGAACUGCUUUUGUAUUGAAAUCACCGUUUUUGAAUGAACUGCUGUAA